CAGAUCAUUCUUGUUCCAAGUGUCCGCAGUUCAACAUGGCAGCGGUGGAUGUCAUCGUGGACAACUUUGCGGCACUGUGGAGUAAACCGUUUAAUCGUGUUAUAUUGGCUCAGAUCUUUUUUGCUAUUUCAAUAGUGGGAUCCUUUGUAAAUUGGACACAGCUCGUUCCGGAGACAUAUUUCAGCAACAGAAGAAAUGUUGUCAAUAUGUAUUUUGUCAAAGUUUCCUGGGGCUGGUCCUUGCUGCUGUUGACCCCGUUCAUCCUCUUCACGUCAUACAAGAACUUGACCUUUGCCCUCCGGCGACUGAGCUCAUUGGUGGUGGCCACAGCCGUUUGGUACACCAUCACCAAGUUUUUUUCCUACAUCAACAAUGCCACAGGUACCUGUCACGUUCCUGAAUCUGAAGCCAUGGAUCAAGUCCCUCAUGAUGACAUCACCUCAUGCAGGAAUGCUGGGGGUCAAUGGGACGGCAUUGCCAUCUCAGGACACUCGUUCAUUCUGUCGUACUCUGCACUCGUCAUUGCCGAAGAAAUGGCACCUAUGGUGCACAUGGUGAAGAAGAACAGGAAUACUGUUUUGGAUUUGUUAUAUGUUUCCCUUAAUUGGAUAGUAAUCAUCUGGAUAUGGAUGUUUGUGUGUACGUCGGUGUACUUUCAUUCUUUCCCUGAGAAGCUUCUCGGGACAGUUUUGGGGAUUGUGCCAUGGUUUGUCACAUAUCGGAUAUGGUAUUCAAUGCCCUUCUCUCCUGGUCUCCCAUAUCAGCCAAAAGAGCAGAGACAACUAGCUUAAAACCAGCACUACUUAGCACUAGGCUAGACCUCCUACUCUCCUACUGUAUUGUGCCACCUUCAAAACACUCACGUUAAAAACAUUGACAUUCUUCUCACGUUCCAAGUUGACUGUUGCCAUUGAAAGUUUUUUUUCUUUCCUUCAGAAAGGUCAUUGGACAGGGGACCAGGGUUGGUUUGCACACGCGGGUCUCAACUCCCUGUGUAGCUGUAGCUGGUGUUCUUAAAAUGACACUGAUGUCAUCCGAGAUCAGUGCAGUGCAUGGCGUUAGUGCCAAGGCCUAUCUACUAGCUAGUCGUCCCCAGGGUUGGGGUCAAUUUCAUUUCAUUUUAGGCAGUAAACAGACUUUUUUUAAAGAAAAAGGUGUGCACCCCAACCUAAAGAAAAAUAAAUUCACCACAACUCUAGGGUCGUGUUAUUUUUUUGUAUACUUCAUCUUUUAAAAGCCAAUGUUGUUGUGAAAGCUUUUGCUGUAUGUGUAUGUAGAGUUGGAGAGUGUCAUUUUAGUGUUAGUUCAUUUUCAGUUUGUUUCCAUUCUCAUUAUUUUAUUUGUGUGGAAAUGUAUAUUGGAGAGAAAUAUAUCAAGUAAUAAUUUUAGUGGCAAAUGUAGUGGGGAACACUUGAGAAUGUUUACAAUUAAAUAUAAUUUGUUUGUG
Molecule: messenger RNA, 1447 nt
Organism: Salvelinus fontinalis (brook trout)
Lineage: Eukaryota; Metazoa; Chordata; Actinopteri; Salmoniformes; Salmonidae
Product: acyl-coenzyme A diphosphatase FITM2-like
Exons: 2
Coding region: 36-791 (251 amino acids)
Biological process (GO): lipid storage; lipid droplet organization; phospholipid biosynthetic process
Cellular component (GO): endoplasmic reticulum membrane
Source: RefSeq, a predicted model, not a curated record